CAGAGACGAUGGCGGCAAACCGGUCGUGGGUUGAUGAGUACCGGGCACGUGACCCGCUGCGGGUGAGGAACAGCCCAGCGCUGGAGAGCUACACCUACUCGUACGAGGUCGAGUACUCGGAGGAGGACGACAACGAGUACGGACGAUACGCUGGCGGCGGCGGUGGCCAAGACGGACGGGCAGCUCGGGGCGAGAGGGUCGAGGACGAUGGGUCGGAUAUCUCUUUCUACUCGGACUCGCUCUACUACACAACAGGCGUGCGGGGCAUCUCGCUCGAGCCGUUUGAUGAGACCCUGGACAAGGCGGCCCGCCAAGCAAGGGCAGCGUUCGAGGGCCGGAGCGAUGGCGAUAGCGAUGGCGAUGGCGAUGAGCGGCGUGGGACGGGUGGCGGACGUGACCGGAGACUGAGCCUGGAGGCUGACGGUAGCGGGCGAAUGGAGGCGGUGUAUGUUGUCCGCCACGGAGAGAGCACGUUCAACGCGUGGCGGACCGACUGGAAGACGUACGCCAUGUGCGGCUGCUUCUCCGAUCCGCAUCUGAUCGAUGCGCGGCUCUCAGCCAACGGCGAGAAGCAAGUUGCCGAGCUUCGCAAGGCCGUCUUUGCCUCGGCGCCGUCGGCGGCGGGAUGGGGUACCGUCCGCGCCCUGGCGACUGUCGAUGUGGUCGUGGUCUCGCCGCUCACCCGGGCUCUGGCCACCGCCGCCGCGCUCUUUGCCGAGACCUCGAUCCGGGUCCUCGUCUCGCCGCUUGUCACCGAGGCCAUGGACACCGAGUGCGACAUCGGGCGGCCGCUCGAUGUGCUCGCCGACGAGUUUCCGCACUUUGACUGGAGCGUCGCUGCCGAGCACGCCGCCGCGCUCGGCGCGCGGCCCGACGCCUGGUGGCCGGCGCCCGAGCACAAGGAGAGCGCUGCCGCCGUCGCCGACCGAGCCUCGCUCGCCCACGCAUGGAUGCAAGGGCUCGGUGCGCCCCGCAUCGCCCUCGUCUCGCACUCCAACUUUCUCAAGGCCUUUACCAAGACGACGUCCAAGCUGCCCAACGCCGCUGCGGGCGUGCUUACGGUCGCCGGCUUUGCGCGGCUGCAGCAAUAGCACGGAGCAUAAAACAAGU
This is a messenger RNA of Thecamonas trahens ATCC 50062, 1110 nucleotides long. RefSeq names its product phosphoglycerate mutase. The record is from RefSeq and is a predicted model, not a curated record. Bases 9 to 1091 code for a protein of 360 amino acids. Gene Ontology annotation, molecular function: phosphatase activity. Gene Ontology annotation, cellular component: cytoplasm. The transcript has a single exon. Lineage: Eukaryota; Apusomonadida; Apusomonadidae.